GCGGCAGGCGGCUCUCUCUGUACAUGGAGCAGGUGGUGUGCGAGCACUCUGCUGCAGCCAGGUUACCGCCUGGUGGAGAGGCAGGGAUAGGGUCCGGACAGCAAGCCAGGCCGCCAGGGAGGGACCAAGACCAAUGUCCGAGGCUGAGUGCAGCGCAGGAGAGCCCCCGCCUCCAAUGUCAGCAGGAAGGCGAGGGGCAGCCUGCGGCGGAGCCAGGGGACGAUGAGAAGGAACCCGAGCACACUCGGGACCGCACGAAAAACAAGUGUCUGAUCGGGAACUGGCUGGAGCAGAGAAUGGCAGCUCCCUUUGAUCAUGAUGAAGAGAAGGCCGUGUCAAAUGCGAUAGCAUUUAAGGAUGGACAUAAAGGUCUACUCACCACAGAUUAUUUAUCAAAACUAUCCAACUUAACCAUUUAUAAAGAGUCGUACCCUCCUCCCAUGAAACCUCCACAAGAAACAGGAAUAAGGAAGCAACUUAUUGAAAAGUAUAUGUAUCACAAAAUAAGCAAAGAAGUAUUUGAUGCACAUGAAGCUGCCUUAGCUUUACAACCAAUGGAAUCGCUGACUGUAACAGGACGUGACUUCAAGGUGGAAGGCUUUAAAUCUGUUCCACGUCCUCCUACUAUGAUACAUAAUUACAAAACGGAGCAGCCUAUUACUAUCUGGACUGACCAUGCCACACAAAUACAUGGUGUCACUCCAAUAAAGAAUCCUCAUACUCCAUUUCGAAAAAAUACAUCAUUUACGAAACCAAUAACGGAAACCUUGGAUAGCUGACAACUUACAGUUUGAAAAUUGCAUUGUUCCCAUUCAUGGAAGUUAAUCAUUACAAAAAUUAGAUACUAUGUAUUAUACCUGUUUCUGCUUAUUCUCUUUUUACUGCUUCUAUACAGAAUCUGGAUCAUUCAUUUAACAUCAAUUCUGAAACAAAUAAAAAUCUGCUGAAAGAUUUUUUCAAAGUGUCUCAUGGUAAUGCCAAUGAAAAGAGCAGUAUGUACCAGAACUGAAUCUCGUCUGGUUGGAAAGAAGGCAUUACAGAGUGAGGUUCCACUAUCUCUGCUGAACUUCAGAAGGCUGUGUUGCAAACUUGCCUACUGCCAGUUUGUAAUUCUUUAUCAAAGUUAAUGAUCAUUAUAUCAUGAUCAUGCACAACUAGCCCAUGAUUUUAUGGCCAUUGAUUUUAAAUAAUAUAUACUGCUGUAUGACUCUGUAAUAUGUUCUCACGUACAAUCCACCUGUUUUGAGUCAAAGUGGGCAAAUGUUGGAAGGUUAUAGCAGGCUGAUUUAUCUGUUUUUUAUAGCUGUUUGAUCUCUGUCAGUGCUUGUUCCUUGGCCAACAAGUUCUGGAGUGAGACUUGGAUCUGGAAUGCAUGACUCAGAGGCAGUACACAACCUACAGAUUCACAAGAGUUCCUUAAUGGGCACCAAAUUUCAGUCUUGUUGCAGAGUGCUUCCUACCUGCCAUCGAGGGCAUGAUCAUCAGAGCUCAACUUCACAGGAUUCGUCAUGUAAUUUCUCUGCAGGAUUUACAGGUAAAAAUUGGAGUAUUCUACAGUCAGUUAUGCAUGGAACCCCCACAAGACAUUCCAAACUUCAAUAAAUACACAAUGUGACAGUCACUUUCAGAGCUGGAUCUCAAUACAUGGGAAGGAAAAAUCUUUGUAUAAAUCUAAAUGGGAAAGUUCCUGUCAUCAAGUGACUGCAGCAUUGGAUGAGAGCGGAAUUAAGUGUCUUCAGCAGUAACAAGCAUGGUGCAAAGCCAAUGCCUUCAUCCAACCCUGUCAUAUUUGGCUUAAAGGUACAUGACAGAGGGUGGUGGUGGAGGGUUGUUUUUCAGACUGGAGGCCUGUAACCAGUGGA
This is a messenger RNA of Chiloscyllium plagiosum (whitespotted bambooshark), 1862 nucleotides long. The record is from RefSeq and is a predicted model, not a curated record. NCBI's taxonomy places the organism in Eukaryota, Metazoa, Chordata, Chondrichthyes, Orectolobiformes, Hemiscylliidae.